Messenger RNA from Megachile rotundata (alfalfa leafcutting bee), 2626 nucleotides. RefSeq names its product choline transporter-like protein 1 (gene Ctl1). NCBI's taxonomy places the organism in Eukaryota, Metazoa, Arthropoda, Insecta, Hymenoptera, Megachilidae. Gene Ontology annotation, biological process: transmembrane transport. Gene Ontology annotation, molecular function: transmembrane transporter activity. The record is from RefSeq and is a predicted model, not a curated record. Gene Ontology annotation, cellular component: membrane.
GGAAUUGACCUAACCUUGUUGACUACUUCGAGACUCUGUUUGGAGGGUCUUUAGUUUUUGAAUAAUCGAAGGCAGCUCAGUGAUUUUUAGCGCAAUACAGCGCUUUGUUUUGAUAAUUAUAAAAUUUGUAUAAAAUGUCUUGUUGUUCAGGAGAUGAUGAUGAUGAACAACGACCAGACCCAACACGUGUGCGAAGAUGUACAGAUAUUUUCUGGCUCUGUUCUUUUAUUGUAUUUUGGUUUCUUAUGAUUUUAAUAGCAGCCUUUGCUUUAGUUUAUGGUAAUCCUUUAAGACUUAUAAAUGGAUAUGAUAGUUUUGGAAAUACAUGUGGAAUGAAGAAUAAUCCAAAAUUUGGUAGUAUGGAACUUUCUGGACAAGAUACUAAAGAUAAACCGUAUUUAUUUUUUUUGGAUAUAAAUAAUGUUACGCAGUCUUUGAAAAUUUGUGUAAAGAAGUGUCCGGACAGAACUAUAACAACAAUGAAUGAAAUAUGUAAAUUUUAUGAAGAAACAGGAUCACAACUUUGUCAUGAUAAACCUGGAAAUGACUUUAGUGCUUGUAGCAAUGAAAACAGAAGAAACAAAACAGGAUCUUGUCCUGAAUUGCCAGUGUACAAGAGUAUACCGGUUCUGAAUCGUUGCAUUCCUAAAGCUAUUAAAGAUGUAGGAGAAACUAUAGUUUCAAACUUAUACGGACUAAUUAAUUCAUGGGAUGUUAUUGAACAGAUUUUAGGAGACUUGUAUAAAACAUGGAGAGAAAUUUUAUCUCUGUCAUUCCUAGCAUUUGUUUUAUCACUUUUUAUGAUUGCUAUAUUUCACUUAUUGGCAAGUAUAGUAACAUGGAUUAUAAUGAUUCUUGUUACUGUAGCAACUAUAGUUGGUACUGUACUUUUAUGGUGGACCUACAUAGAAAUUAAAAGAACUUUAGAUAAAACUGAUCCAAAUCAGCUUCUAGAGGAAUCUGUUAGAAAUGAAAGAGCAUUUUUAGCAUUUUCUAUUAUAGCAACAAUAAUAACUGUCAUUUUAUUGUUCUUAUUAACUAUACUGCGUAAACGCAUUGCAUUUAUGGCAGCAUUAUUCAGAGAAAGUGCAAAAUGUUUAGCAGAAUUACCGGGUCUAUUCUUUCAGCCUUUAUUGACAUUUUCAGCUUUAAUAUUAUUUUUUGCCUUUUGGGUUACUGUAAUCCUUUGUCUUGCAACAGCUAAUUAUCCUGGAACAAAAUCUGUACAAAUGUAUAAAAACCAUAUAUUCGAUCCUUUAAAUUUGAGCUCAAUUGGAGAAAAGAAUGCAUUUGUUGAAGAAAAGAAAUUUGAUUUUUCACUUUAUUCUUUUAAAACUUUUACUCUUGUAGAGUAUGUAGAUCCAACUUGGGUGAAAUACAUGUGGUGGGUAUAUAUUAUAGGAUUAAUAUGGACUUCAGAAUUUAUUAUUUCUUGUCAGGAUAUGGUGAUAUCAGGUGCUGUUGCUCAUUGGUAUUUUAGAGGAAAAGAUGCUAGUGCCGCCCCAGUAUGCUCUGCUAUAGGAAAUUUAGUUAGUUAUCAUUUAGGUUCUGUUGCUUGUGGCUCAUUUUUAAUAACACUUUUUAAAUUGCCCCGUUUAAUUUUGACAUACCUUCAUGCUAAAUUUGAGAAAAACAAAGAAACUUCUCCAUGUGCACAGUGUGGAUUAAAAUGUUGCAUAUGUUGUUUCUAUUGUUUAGAAAAAUUUAUUAGAUAUAUGAAUCACAAUGCAUAUACUGUUGUUGCCAUUGAAGGAACGCAUUUUUGUAAUGCAGCUAAAAUUGCAUUCACCACACUUGUUAGUAAUGCUUUACAAAUAGCAGUGAUUAAUGGAGUAGGAGAUUUUAUUCUGUUUUUGGGUAAAUGCUUUGUUACAGCUGCAACUGGUAGUAUUGGAUUGCUAUUUAUGAAACAAGAUCCUAGAUUAUAUUUUUAUGCAGCUCCAAUUUUUGUCACUUGUGUUUUUGCAUUUUUCAUUGCUCACAGUAUUAUUUCUCUUUAUGAGACUGUGAUUGAUACCUUGUUUCUUUGCAUUUGUGAAGACAAACAAUUAAAUGGCGAAAAUGGAAAGUGGCGUCAAUCAGCAUUAGCACAAAUUGGAUCUAGUAAUAAUGUGAAUGGUCAACAAGCGCAUGAAUUAACACCAAUGAAUACAUAAGUACAAUAUCAGAACACUGAUUUCUCUUCCAACGUUUGUAUAUUUUUUAUACACAUUUUUACACAGCUUUAGUAUAUUACUUUUUCAAAUCACAAAUCGUGCUCAGUUAGUAUUUUAAAUCUAUAUUAUUUACAAACUUUAUAUACUCUGUAGGAUCUAAACAUUACUGCCAUAUGUUCAUAUAAAGCAUUUUCUAUUUCUAUUUUUAUUACAAAAUAAUAACUGCAAUUUUAAUUUUUUAUUAAAUUUUAUCUAUUGAGCAUAAUUUUAGAAUAUGUACAAAAGUAACUAUAACGAUGUACCAUAUUAUAGUUUAAUAUUAUUUAAUUUUUUUUUAAAUUAUUUGGAAAAUAUUAAAUUACUAUUAUAUAAAAUUUUUCUACUAUAAUCAUUAAUUCAGUUAUAGAGAACUAUUAAAUUUUAUAUUCUAAUAAAUGUAGCACAACGAUUGAAAGUAUUUUAUUUUAUAA